AUGUGCGAGAUCCUCCGGACGAUCUUCAGCACGAUGCCGGAGCUGCAGAGCGUGUUGACCUUUGUGCCUGCCACAAUCACCGAGGAAGGGGCGAUGAAGGUCCUUCAGCCCUUCCAGUCGCACUUUGCGCAGCUGGAUGUGUGGGGACUUGGGCCCCGGUUGCCAUUUGCACCAGCUCCCCCGUUACCACCCCCACCCGCCCCGCUGGCACCGCCACUGGCGCCACUGGCGCCACUGGCUGUGCUCCCCCCAGCGCCUGUGCUGCCCCCAGCGCCACCGACUGUGGCGCCGCCUGCGCCGGUGCCGGCGCUGCCGGCGCCGCCGGCGCAAGCAGUGCCACCGCCACCCAGUGCCCCCUCCAGCACGUUGCGGCCACAAACUCUACAGGUGGAGGACUCAGCUCAGAAGCUGCUCUUGCGCCUACAGGGCGCUGUGCAAAGACACGGAGUAGCUCCGAGCCACUUGUUCAAGGUCCUAGACCUGCAGCACAAGGGCGUCUUGGGCUGCCGGGAGCUGUCGCGCCUGGCAUGGGCCAUGGAGCCCAAGCUGGACUUUGAGGAUUUAUCCGCUUUCUGGCGCCUGUUGGGUGGUUCCGGGGGCCGUUUGCCCCUGGGCCACUUCUGCCGCGCCCUGACUGCCCCGCCCACGACCGCGCCGCCAGCGCCGUCUCCGGCGGCGGGGCCACGCCCCGCGUGGCGCGAGGUGGGACGAAGCUAUGCCGGUGGCGUCCUACCGGGGGCAUCGGUGAAGCCCAAGGAGGCGCAAGAGGCGUUGGACGCCUUCAUCAAGAAAUGGAAGGCCCCCAAAGCGCCCCCGCCCGCCCUGAACACCGCCGCCCCACCUCCCACAGCGAAAGCGGCGCCGGACCAUGCCGUGUCCGCGCCAAAGGCCUUGGCCAAGGGGAGCGCGGCUGCGGGAACUCUGAGCAGCUACAGUGAGGAGUUUGAAGAUGACAAGUACAGUGAAGGAACCAGGUACAGUGAUAGUGAGAGAACCUCAAGUGCCAAGUGAUGCUGAGAAUGAUGUACUGAC
This is a messenger RNA of Cladocopium goreaui, 1032 nucleotides long. Lineage: Eukaryota; Dinophyceae; Suessiales; Symbiodiniaceae. The record is from the annotation of a GenBank genome assembly.